GUAUUUUGCACAGAGGAUGCACGAACGUAAACAUCAGCAGGAGAGUCCGGAUUCCGACUGUAACAGUAACCACAAACUUAGCCAUGUACCAUGCUUCACCACGGGCAGUACUUAUGGGAGCAUCACGUCUUCCCAGGACUUCACCCACGACAACUCGGAUUACCAGUGGUUUUUGGACUACGGGUACCGAGAACCAGGAAAUCACCAGCAUCCAGUGAGUGUACUGUCGUCUCUAGCGAAUUCGUAUACUGGCAUCGAUAGUUUGGGAUACUACGAUGUCAUCUCCAAAAAUUUGGACGCCAAUUUGGCCGAAGCUGAUAUGGAGAGCUUUCGCACAGAGGACAUACACUCACUGCUCACUCACAUGCCCACCAUGUGCUCGGAUAUGCAAAUGCAACAGGAGCCGGAGAGAAGAGGAGAAAUGUUUGCCAGUAUUACCGGAUCAACCCUGGAUAAAAUAGACUUGGAUGUUUCUAUAGGCGCCAGAAGUAUUUCACAGUGCGAUGAUCUUUCGGCAUCGGUACGAGAUAACAUGUCCAUCACCAAGUCGGAGCUUCUGUUCUCGCCCGUCAAAGAGACACCGAUACUGGACGUCAACUUCAGCGUCGAUUCCCUGGACAUGCUUUCCGAGCAGGAUCUGAUAUUGACGUGCCAGGCCAAUAAGAACAACUACACCAUCGCAUUUGAAGGCAGCAUGACCAUGUAUUCGGAGGAGAGCGAAUAUUCCGAAUUGGAAAAAAAAUUCGGUGAAGAAACAGAACGUGAGCAAGACAACAAAUUCUGUAUGCUCCUCAAUGGGUUCGGAAUUGGGCUACACCACCUGAGUCAACUGAAGAAGCGAUCCAGUGAGAUGCUGCUUUUGAGACAUCACAAUAUGUCUUGUGACGAUACGUCAUUGGGAAAUAAUCAUAGCAUGAUAAAUGUACAUAAAAGUCGGAGUAUGCCAAAUUUAACUGAGGGCGGUUGCAGUUCCAUUGUGAGGAAGCGUUCGCGAAGAAAUAUAGCCAAGGCUAGGAACUUAUUCUUAAAUUCAAAAUUGCCACUACACACUCGCGAUUCAAAGUUAUUCAACGCUUCUGGAUCACUUUCUUCCGACAUGGGCGGUUCGAAUAAUACAACGGGAGGCGGACAAAAUGUCUUGAACAAACCGAAUCAUUAUUUUAAUCUGGUUCAAUUGUUUAUGAAACAGAGGAGCAUCAGCAACGAACGCAUGAGCAUCUGCAUGGACCAAUCUUCAGAAUGUUGGGGAGCGAGCAAUUCAGAAGGCGACAGCGGCGAAUCCUAUGCCAAUGAGAAUGCUUACAGGCAGAAUUCACCAGAUGUUAAAAUUUUAAAUACCAAUAAUAGAUUGAUCUCGAUCCAAAACAAUACCAACAAUGUAGGAGAUACAGAACUGAAAACUUUGAGCAAGAAUACGGCGGUGAAAUCAAUUUUCAACGAGAAUAAUCUAACUCAAACCAAUUGUAAAGAAUCCAAACACUUGUUUAAUGUGAAUAAUAACAAUAGUUUCGAGCACAUAGUUUGUAAUAAUCAUAAAAACCGUUUUGGGAGAUUGUACAAUGCGAGUGGCAGUGUUUCCUCCAACGGCAGUGUUAGUGUGUUGAGCUGCAGCUCAUCAGAAGGUACGCAGAAUACCAAAAUUCCCCAAAUCAACUGUUUGUCGAAAAUUACAAAUAGGACCCAUUGUCAAGCAGCGGCGGCCAUAGAUUGUAGUGUACAAACUUCUUUUCUAGCGAAUUCGUUACGUAGACAUUGUGAUAAAUCUAGUCAAAUAAGUGAUUUUAUGAAAGUGAUUGAGCCAUCGUUCUUGUCUAAACUCAAAAACAACGAUAAGCAGAUACCCAUAUACGUAAUUUAUCCAAAUUACACGUUGCCGAACUUGAACUUUUUGCAUACAAACAGUGAUUGCAGCAAAAUGCUGCUAUACCCGUUGAAAUACAAAAAGUUCAGUCAGGCUGACAAAAAUGUAAGUUUUGCACACCGUCGGCCACUAUCUUGCAAUGAUGUUGAAGCUCUUCGUAAAACAGGCUUUGGACAUAUAAGAGAUUGGGAUUCCCUAACCAUGCUCUUGCCUUGUGAAUACCGGAAAAUUUUAGUUGACAUCCCGGAAUUAUCAGAACACAUGAAGGACAAAAAAGAAGAUUUUCUAAAGGCUGAAGAAAAACCAUUGUUUUGUGUAUCACCCCCUGCAAGGCACAAACAGAGGCCUUUGAGCUGCGAUGGAAAUGUUUUAACGGGAAAUCACAUUACAAAUGUAUCUUCUAGUUCUAGUACAGCUACUCAACCUUCAUCUGGAUACAGAGGAUCAUCCACUAUCUUAACAGAUUCAUCUUCACAAAAUAGUCCUUCCUGUAACACUAAUGUCAACCCAUCAUUUGCUUAUCACUAUGAUAAUUCUAGCACCGAAGCAAUGCACGAGCAUCACAGACAUAUAUCAGGGAUACAUGAAAACAUGCCUGAUAUAUCAGAAGCUUCUCCUCCCAGGCCACCUUUACCAAGGGGCCUAAACCGCACUUCUAGUAAUACCAAAUACCCAUCAAUAAUUCAAAAAAGAUUUAGUGCUUGUGACGUUAUACCGGACAAUAUAGAAUGCAGCAAUAUGGAUAAGGCGUCCAAAAGAAUUUCAUUGGAUGAUCCAUACCAGCUGCUGAAACAGUAUCAAGAAAAUACCAAAGAAUCCAAAUGCAAUAACUCAAUAAUCACCAAUGCGAGGAGACAGAAAAAGUAUGCUGAAAGUCUCAAUUAUCUGCAAUACCUCGCAAUGAACAAUAAAAAUGAGUGCUACAAAGAUGAUUCAGUGGAACUGAAAACUAAUAAUGCUGAAAACGAUCUGAAUAAUUUAACCAAGAAAACGUUUGCUCAUUUGAAAUCGAAUGAUUUAACUGUGAAUCAAAUUAAAGGCAGUCAUCUUGAAACGCCUCCCAAUUCACCAAAUGUUUCUGCAAUUGUUAAUCGCUUAUCUUAUGCUAAGAAUGGACGUGCCAUGAGUAGUAAUAAGGACAUAAAUGCACCAGCCGAUAAUCAAUCAGAAAAACCAUUAUCAGGAAUCAACAAAAAGCUUGUGUUAGUGUCAACUGUGACAAAUGCAGUGGAAAAAAUAAUACAACAUUUUUCAACUGCUACAAAUGAAACCGAGUUGAAAGUUUUGGGUGAUUCUUCCCUUACACCAGCCUGCAGAAAUUUAAUUCUCCUAACAUUUUGUCCAGCUUUGUUUGCAUUGUUUUCUGAUGGACUGAAACCUAAUAUUGAAACUUCUUUUGGAAAUGUGAGCAAUACCGUUUGGCAUGUUGUGGAGGCAUCUGCACAAUUAGGUCCAGUAACACAAUCUUUGAGUGAGCUUGUUAUGGCAAUAAAUGUUAGUGGCAUCACGGACAUUCUGGAUAAAUUUAAUGCCUUCAUUUUUGGAUUGUUAAAUGUGCACUCACUGGAUGGAUGGGUAGCCUACAUCAAGACUCGCGAAUCUGUGUUAAAGAAGCAUUAUUCAGAACAUUCUUUCAUGUUAUUAGACUCCGCUGGUGGAAAUUCUCAUCGAUCAUUAUUUGACACCUUAUUGGCAUCAUUAGAACCAUUAUCUAUCCUACCAUUCACCUACAAGCUUUGGUCCAUAAUACAAAUAGAAUGA
This is a messenger RNA of Ctenocephalides felis (cat flea), 3622 nucleotides long. RefSeq lists its product as uncharacterized. The transcript is spliced from 11 exons. NCBI's taxonomy places the organism in Eukaryota, Metazoa, Arthropoda, Insecta, Siphonaptera, Pulicidae. The annotation marks the transcript as partial. The record is from RefSeq and is a predicted model, not a curated record. Gene Ontology annotation, cellular component: cytoplasmic vesicle.